AUGGCGGCGGCGCGACAUAAUGGCGGCUAUGCUAAAGUGCAUGGCAACAGUUGCUAUGAGCUUGUUCCCGCAAGAGCAACCUGGCAAUACGCUGAGCAGAACUUUCGACAUAAAGGAGGUCAUUUAGUACACGUGUCCACCCCAGACGACGAAAACUUUGUCAUGCAGUUUUUUUCGAGUCAUAACUACAAAAUAGCUGUGUGGACAGAACUUAAUGACAUCAACCAUGAGGAGAAUUUUUGGUGGUCGUCAGGGGACAAGUUUGUGUAUGCAAAAUGGAUGCCAGGAAGGAAGAGUAACUUUCAGCAUCACAAUUAUGAAGAUUAUGUAGUCCUGGUUCCAUACCUGCAUGCUGGUUUCCUGCAGACAUACGGCCAAUGGGAUGACGUUAAUUGCAAGCAGAUGUAUCCAUGGAUAUGUGAAUACGGUACAGAUUUUAUUUAA
This is a messenger RNA of Mercenaria mercenaria, 444 nucleotides long. Its product is annotated as brevican core protein-like. Gene Ontology annotation, biological process: biological process involved in interspecies interaction between organisms. Gene Ontology annotation, molecular function: carbohydrate binding. Bases 1 to 444 code for a protein of 147 amino acids. Gene Ontology annotation, cellular component: external side of plasma membrane. The transcript is spliced from 2 exons. Lineage: Eukaryota; Metazoa; Mollusca; Bivalvia; Venerida; Veneridae. The record is from RefSeq and is a predicted model, not a curated record.